GUCACCAAAAAAUGGCCGGUCACAGAGUCAGAUGUGGAAAAGCGCAAAGGACUGCCUGGAGAUCCACAGGGUCCAGCUGAAGACUUAGAGCUCACUGAGUGUCCUGACCAAGUCCUCAUCAGGAGGCCAAAGUGUCGGCACUUGAAGACUGAAGAGUGUGCUGGAAGCCAGGAGAUGAUGUCCAAGAUGAAGGUGAAGAGCAGAGCUCCUCUGAAGAAACAGAAAUUCACCUAGAAAUCAGUGAUCUAAAACUCAUUUCACAAGAAAAAAUGGACAGUCCUUCAGACAGUGGACAAGGCAGCUUUGAAACAAUUGAGCCCUUGAGUGAAAGAGAUUCAGAUGAAGAGAUAUUCGUGAGUAAGAAGCUCAAGAGCAGGAAGGUGAUACAGUACAGUGAUUCUGAAACAGAGGACACAAAUGCCGCUCUGGAGAAAACUACCUAUGACAGCACUGAGGAAGAGAAAGAGAACCUCUAUGCUGGAAAAAAUGGAAAAAUCAAAAGGAUUUAUAAAACUCUGGAUGACAGUGAGGACAGUAAUGUGGAAGAAUCUUUGUAUCAAGAAAAUCCUAAAACUCCAGUGACACCUUGCUUAGAGCUGAGUCUCCAAUCUGGAAACUCUGUGGACUUUACCACUGACAGAAAGACUUCUCAAAAAUCUGAUAAACAUGAUAAAGAAGGAACUGGAGGAAAAGCAAAAGUAAAAUCAAAGAGAAGACUUGAGAAAGAGGAGAGAAAGAUGGAAAAAAUUAGGCAGUUAAGAAAAAAAACAAAAAAGGAGGAAAAUGCUGUGGAACAGCCAUUGAAUGACAGCGGCUGUCUUCUUGCAGACAAAGACCUUUUUGAAACGGGUUUGGAGGAGGACAGUAACUCUCCAUCGGAAGAUGAAGAAUCAUUAGAAUCAAUAAGGGCCGCUGUGAAGAACAAAGUAAAAAAUCACAAGAAAAAGGAAUCAGCUUUGGAGAGUGAGGCCUUUUCAUUUGAAGAAGAGAGUGAGUUACCAAAAGGCACCAUGAAAAAGGAAAGAAAGGCAGCCAAGUUAAGUAAGGAAGCAUUAAAAAAACUGCAUAGCGAGACUCAGCGCCUUAUACGAGAGUCUGCACUUAAUCUUCCAUAUCAUAUGCCUGAGAAUAAAACCAUUCAUGAUUUCUUCAAACGUAAGCCCCGGCCCACUUGUCAGGGAAAUGCCAUGGCACUACUGAAGUCAUCUAAGUAUCAGUCAAGUCAUCAGAAAGAAAUCAUAGACACUACAAAGACAACCGAAAUGAAUGGUGACCACUGUAACAAAGGUUCUGAGCAGACAGGAUGUGAAAUGGAAAUUAACGAACACCUUAUGGUCUCAGAGGAACCUCAGAUUGCUACUGGAUCCGAUGAGACUUGCACUACAGUUCUAGUGAGAAGUGAAGAACUAGAUAUUCAGGAGAAACGGAAACAGAACAAUCCUAGACCUUCACCUGAGGAUAGCUCAGUAUUACAAGAGGAAUCUGGCUUCCUCAGGAACACAGCCAGUGAGGAGUAUCAGAUUGGAGGCCUUGUGGCCUCUGAACCGCAUGCCCGGGAGGGAGAAGAAAGUCUGCAUAAAACAGAAGAAACAGAGGAGAAAUUGGAAGAACCCACGCAGCAGACUAAAUCAUCAGCCGUUGUAGUACCUGAAAAAGUGAGAAGGUUCACUGUGGAUAGACUGAAGCAACUGGGAGUGGAUGUUUCCAUUAAACCCCGGCUGGGUGCUGAUACAGAUUCCUUUGUGAUACUUGAUGAGCCUGAAACCAACAGAGAGCUGGAAGCCUUGAAGCAGCGUUUCUGGAAGCAUGCAAAGCCAGCAGCCAGACCCAGAGCUGGCCAGACAGUGACUGUGAAUGUCAUAGUGAAAGACUUGGGCACUGAUGGAAAGGAAGAGCUAAAGGCGGAUGUGGUACCCGUGACUUUGGCAGCUGAGCAGCUGGAUGGAGUGAGCCACACAAAACCAGGUGAAAAACUGCAGGUAUUAAAAGCUAAACUGCAAGAAGCAAUGAAACUCCGAAGAUUUGAGGAGCGUCAGAGGCGCCAGGCAUUAUUCAAAUUAGAUAAUGAAGAUGGAUUUGAAGAAGAGGAGGAGGAAGAGGAAGAAAUGACAGAGGAAUCUGAGGAAGAUGGGGAAGAGGAGGUGGAGGAUGAAGAGGAAGAGGAAGUGGAGAAGGAAGAAGAGGAGCUAGAGGAAGGAGAGGAGGAAGGCAAUCAGGAGACUGCAGAAUUCCUUCUUGGUAAUGAAGAUAUCGAAAGCAAAGAUGAGAAAGAAAUGGAUAAAGACAAUACAGAUGGCAGUAGUGAAAUUGGCAAGUCAGUUGACCUUCUCUCUGUACCCAAGCCUCUCUCAUCAGAUUCUACCUUACUUCUAUUUAAGGACAACUCUUCCAAGAUGGGUUACUUUAUUACCGAAGAAAAAUCUGAAACAGAUGAAAACUCUGGCAAACGGCCUAGCAAGCUGGAUGAAGAAGAUUCAUGUUCAUUGCUAACAAAAGAGAGCAGCCACAAUAGCAGCUUUGAGCUGAUUGGCUCCACAAUUCCAUCCUAUCAGCCUUGCAACAGACAGACAGGCCGGGGGACCAGUAUUUUCCCUACAGCUGGAGGAUUCAGAUCUCCUUCUCCUGGGCUAUUUCGAGCUAGUUUGGUCAGCUCAGCUUCUAAGAGUUCAGGGAAGCUGUCUGAGCCUUCACUUCCUAUAGAGGAUUCCCAGGAUCUGUAUAACGCCUCCCCAGAGCCCAAGACACUUUUCCUAGGAGCAGGAGAUGACUUCCAGUUCUGCUUAGAAGAUGACACUCAAAGCCAACUGUUGGAUGCAGAUGGGUUCUUAAAUGUUAGAAACCACAGAAAUCAGCGCCAAGCUUUGAAACCUCAGCUGCCUCUGGCCAGUAUGGACGAGAACGCCAUGGAUGCCAACAUGGACGAGCUUUUGGAUUUGUGUACUGGAAAGUUUACGUCUCAGGCUGAAAAAUGUCUGCCCAGGAAGAAUGACAAGAAAGAGAACAUGGAGGAACUUUUGAAUCUUUGCUCAGGAAAAUUCCCUUCUCAGGAUGCCUCCCUUCUGGCUCCCUUGGAGUUGAGCAAGCAGGAGAAGGAGAACAGCAUGUGUGACCCCAUGGAAGAAGCACUUGCUCUUUGCUCAGGCUCUUUCCCAACAGACCGGGAAGAAGAAGAUGAAGAGGGGGAAUUUGGAGAUUUUCGGCUCGUGCCACAUAACAGGGAAUUUGACAGUGAUGAGGAUGAACACAGUGACUCUGAGAAUGAAAAUACGGCAUUGGACAACCAGGAAGAUGAGGAUGAAGAAGAACUGCUAAAGCAGUCUGAAAAGCUGAAAAGACAAAUGAGAUUGAAGAAAUAUCUGGAGGAUGAAGCAGAAGUGUCAGGAAGUGACGUGGGGAGCGGAGACGAGUAUGAUGGAGAAGAGAUUGAUGAAUAUGAAGAGGAUGUAAUUGAUGAAGUUCUUCCUUCUGAUGAGGAACUGCAGAGUCAAAUCAAGAAAAUACACAUGAAGACGAUGUUGGAUGAUGAUAAGCGACAGCUACGCCUCUACCAAGAGAGGUACCUUGCUGAUGGGGACCUGCACAGUGAUGGACCUGGGCGAAUGAGGAAAUUCCGAUGGAAAAACAUAGAUGAUGCUUCCCAGAUGGACUUAUUCCACCGAGACUCUGAUGAUGAUCAGAUUGAAGAACAGCUUGAUGAGACAGAAGCCAGAUGGAGGAAGGAGCGAAUUGAACGGGAGCAGUGGCUUCGGGACCAGGCACAGCAGGGGAAGAGUACAGCUGAAGAAGAAGAAGAAGAAAUUGGGGAGGACAGUCAGUUUAUGAUGCUAGCCAAGAAAGUUACAGCCAAAGCACUGCAGAAGAGUGCCAACCGCCCUGUGGUUAUCCAGGAAUCAAAGUCUCUACUCAGUAACCCUUUUGAAGCUAUCAGAUCUGCAACUCCUCACCAGCUGAAGACAGGCUCACUGCUAAACCAGCCCAAAGCUGUGCUUCAGAAACUGGCUGGCCUGUCCGACCUCAACCCUAGUGGUCCCCGAAAUUCAAGAAACUUUGUCUUUCAUACACUUUCUCCUGUCAAGGCUGAGGCAGCAAAAGAAUCAUCUAAGCCUCAGGUGAGGAGAAAGGGACCAUCAUUAAAGACAUCCCCUUCCCCUAAGCGCCUCAAGACAGGUGAUAGCAGUCCAGGAUUGAAGCGAAGUAUCUUUAGAUACUUGGAAAGUUGACACCAUCAAGGAUGCCAGCACCUGUGCCGAGACUACUUAGUACCUCAGUACUAGAAACUGGCCCUGAAGGUUGGAACUGAUGCUCAUGCUGAUGAUCUCUUCUUCCUUCAUAAUCAGUGGUGCAUUAAGAUUGCAAACAGGAUUCCAGUUCUUUCUAUUGCUGGACUGUGGCUAUCUUCCUUUCCUAGUAUUUCCUGGAUUGGUCACUAAUCGUAAUUCUGCAGUGUUUCCGACAUCGAUUUAUGCAAUGCUUAAGUGAAUCCUCAUGUACUCCUUUAAACAUUUGACAUUUUAUCCGAGCACUCUGCUGGGUUUACACCUGUUUGUGAUAAAGGUGGUUGGGAAAGGAGAAAGCAGAGGAGGAAGGAAGAAAGUGUGGCAUUACGGAAAGUGGUAAAAGUCAGUAUCAGAAUGACUCCUUCAGACUUGUGAGAUUUCUACCAUAGUAACUAUAGGAGACUUCCUAGAUGAUGGACCUAGGGAUUAGCAGAUGGCUGUUGUGUUAGUCUUACCCUUUCAUUUUUCUGUAGGCUUCUUCUCAAGGUAGCCUCAAAGUUCUGAUUAGCUUUUGCUGCCUUUGUAAUAAGGCCUUAAACUGGUACCCAGUUCAGAAGGACCUUGGCCCUACUUUUCUGAAGUGUGGGGUGAAGAUAAAGGGCUACUCCUGUGUCUGGCUGCAUUAGAUAGUCUCUGGAGCAGAGAGACCUUUCCUGGGGCUGAACUGUCAGUCUGAAACAUGGUUGCCCAAGGACUUCCCUUCUUGAAACGUAAGCAUUAUUUAUUGCAUCUCCUGGGUUUAAUACACUGCCCUGACCAGAGGACAUUUUAAUAUUUCAUUACUAAUUGAGAGUUGCAGUCACUCGCCACUCUUGUUGAACUACCACAAGGCUCAGACUCUCCAGUCCGCCUCAAAACUGAACAUCCUUGUUGCUUUGGAAAAGAUUCCAUGUGACUAUACUUAAGCAUCAGGAGCUAGAUAGACUUGGGAAGUUGAAUGAGAUCGUGUCCAUUUUUUAUUAAGAGACAGGGAACGCCAAUUGAAAUGAGGGUGAAAUGAGGGUGCAGGUUUUCUACAGUUUUUUCUAACACUCAAGAUGCUGACUUUGACAACUCAUGUUUGUAAAUUUGUAAUCUUGUAAUGGGAAAAAUGUGUAUAAAUUUGUUUUAAUAUUAUGUUGUUUUUCAAUAAACCUCAAUGGCUUAAAGGCAGAA
Chinchilla lanigera (long-tailed chinchilla) is the source of this 5432-nucleotide messenger RNA. It is a transcript of the gene Clspn, whose product is annotated as claspin. The transcript is spliced from 25 exons. Gene Ontology annotation, molecular function: anaphase-promoting complex binding. Lineage: Eukaryota; Metazoa; Chordata; Mammalia; Rodentia; Chinchillidae. Bases 270 to 4220 code for a protein of 1316 amino acids. The record is from RefSeq and is a predicted model, not a curated record. Gene Ontology annotation, biological process: activation of protein kinase activity; mitotic G2 DNA damage checkpoint signaling; mitotic DNA replication checkpoint signaling.